AACAAAGCGGACGUUAGCAGCACCAAGAAGCCGAGAUAAGAGAGAGCUAACACUACUGUAGUCUACUCAUUUCAUUGCUGAUUGUGUACUUAUUUCAACGCAUACGUGACGUGUGAUCAAGAAUUAGAAUCAAACCUUGUUAGCGUUCUUAAAUUAGCCUUUUUAGUGUGCUUUUGUUGCCAGCCGCCAAGGUUAGCCACGCGUCACUAAGCAGUGAAAUCAGAUACCUUUUGUGAUUGUGUGCAAAAUGUGCAAAGUCCAAAAGCUGCGAGUGUUGAUGGAGCAGCGACUCAAUGCUGCCGUGGAAGAAAUAUGUGCACUGUUGGAAAGAACCAUGGCGGAGUACGAGGAGGAACUUUCUCGGACAAAAGAGGAGAAAGAGCGGCAACGCCAAGUACUGGAGCCUCUUCCGCAACCUUGUGUAGACAACGCAGGUCUCCAGCAGGUGUCAGUAAAGCACCAAGAGGUUCAGUCUGAGCAGCAGGAGGGGAGCUCCAAUGUGGGGCAUAGCGAGCCAGAGCCCCCCCACUUUAAAGUGGAAAAGGUAGACGUGUGGGCCGGUCAUGACCAGGAGCAGCUUCAAGGACCGGAGGAGGCGUACAUCACCAACUUCCCAUUUACUGGUAUCCCUGUGAAGAGUGAUGAAGACACAUCUCAGUCCUCACAGCUUCAGCACAGUCAAAGUGAGGAGAACAGAGGGGUGGAGAUUCUAAAUCAACACAUGACAACAGGAGAUGAUGGAGAGCUCUACGGAGGAUCAGAGGGAGACCUUUUUGCUCCACUGUCAGAUAUUGACGACAUGAUGUCACAUUCUUCUGACACCAAUCACCACGACCCCACAGAACCUUUGGAGAGUAACACACACUUUAUCUGCACAGAAUGUGGUAAAACGUUUGCCACAAUGAAAAAUUUGAGGCUACACGCAAGAACACACAUUCAACACAGCGACCGAGUGUUAAGCUGCCCUCAGUGUGAGAAAAUGUUUGCCACCAAGAAAAAUUUGAAUCGACAUAUGAUAACACACACUGGAGCGAGGCCGUUUGAUUGCCCAGUUUGUGGUAACAAAUUCUCCAGAAGUCACCACUUGAAACGACACAUGAAGGUACACACCGGGGAUAAGCUCUUCCCCUGUUCGGUUUGCACUAAAAGAUUUUUGAAUAAGGGCGACAUGGUGGCACACAUGAAGACACACAAACAGGAGCAGCCUUUACCCUGCUUGAUUUGUGCCAAGGGAUUCUCCAAAAAAUGUCAUUUGGAGAGACACAUCAGAACACACACCGGCGAGAAACCAUUUUGUUGCACUGUGUGUGAUAAAAGGUUCUCUCGCAGAGAACAUAUUAAGUUACACAAAUGUAUCGGUGAUUCAAGAGCAACUACUUGA
This is a messenger RNA of Nerophis lumbriciformis (worm pipefish), 1381 nucleotides long. RefSeq lists its product as uncharacterized. The record is from RefSeq and is a predicted model, not a curated record. Gene Ontology annotation, cellular component: nucleoplasm. Gene Ontology annotation, molecular function: RNA polymerase II cis-regulatory region sequence-specific DNA binding; DNA-binding transcription repressor activity, RNA polymerase II-specific. Gene Ontology annotation, biological process: regulation of transcription by RNA polymerase II. Lineage: Eukaryota; Metazoa; Chordata; Actinopteri; Syngnathiformes; Syngnathidae.